AUGGCAGCCAUGGUGCCGCCGACCGCGACGCCCGCCGAGGUGCCGUCCUACUUCCUCUGUCCGAUCUCGCUCCAGCUCAUGCGCGACCCGGUCACGCUGCCCACCGGCAUCUCCUACGACCGCGCCGCCAUCUCGCGCUGGCUCGCCGCGUCUGCUGCGCCGGCCGCGUGCAGCACCAGCCAGCGCACCUGCCCCGUCACGCGCCAGCCGCUCGAGCCGGAGCUCCAGCUCACGCCCAACCACACCCUCCGCCGCCUCAUCGGCUCCUGGGUCGCGUCCAUCUCCCCCGGCUCCGACGUCGAGGGGGAGGUGGCCGCGCUGAGGCCCGUGCACCGCGACGAGCUCGCGUCGCUGCUCUCCGACGCCGCCGCUGCCCAGGUCGGCGCGCUCAGGAAGCUGGGGGAGUUGGUGGCCGAGUGCGAGGACACGAGGGCAAUGCUGGAGUCCCAGGAUGGCGUGUUCGACGCGCUGUCUCGUGUCCUCACCGGCGCCAGCGCUUGCUCCACGGCGCGGGAGGAGGCGGUCGGGGUCCUCGCGUCGCUCCGGAUCCCGGAGCAGGAGCUGGUCCGCAUCGUGUCCAGGCACGGCAACCUGGCGGAGUCCCUCACGGCCGUGCUCCGCUCGUCCAACCUGCAGUCGAGGGCGCAGGCCGUGCGGCUCGUGAGGUCCCUGGCCGACGUGUCCGUGCCGGCCUGGGUGAUCGGGCUGAACCAGGAGCUCCUCGCCGAGGUGAUCCGCGUGGUCCGCGACCGAGUCUCGACGCGCGCCACCAAGGCGGCGCUCCACGCGCUCUCCGCGCUCUGCCCGUACGGCCGGAACCGCGUCAAGAUCGUCGGCGCGGGCGCGGUGCCGGCGCUCGUGGAGCUGCUGCUGGACGAGCCCGAGCGGCGGGUCUGCGAGCUCGCGCUGGCCGUGCUGGACCGGCUGUGCACGUGCGCCGAGGGGCGCGCCGAGCUGGUGGCGCACGCGGCGGGCGUGGCCGUGGUGGGCAAGAAGGUGCUGCGGGUGUCGGAGGCGGCCAGCGAGCGGGCGGUGCGCGUGCUGAGGUCCGUCGCACGGCACGCGGCGACGCCGGCCGUGCUGCAGGAGAUGGCGCAGGCCGGCGUCGUGGGCAAGCUGUGCCUGGCGCUGCGGUCCGAGCUGUGCGGGGUGAAGACCAAAGAGAAGGCGCACGAGGUGCUCAAGCUGCACUCCAGGAUCUGGAGGAGCUCACCGUGCUUGUCUCCCAAGUUCUUGGCGCUCUACCCUUCGUGA
Triticum turgidum subsp. durum (durum wheat) is the source of this 1254-nucleotide messenger RNA. Lineage: Eukaryota; Viridiplantae; Streptophyta; Magnoliopsida; Poales; Poaceae. The record is from the annotation of a GenBank genome assembly.